GACAGGAGGUGGAGGGUUGGGGUUAGUGUGUGUAUUGUGCUUUUCGGUGUUUUUUUUAAGCAUUAACAGGACACACCUGCCUUCCGUGUUCCAGGUUUGGUCUGAAUGUGAUUGACAAGCCCAAAUGUCAUCGCCGGAGAUCGCAGCUCUGUCCUGGGGACAUAUGAAGGUGAAGGGAUGUUCUGCAUCCUAUAAGGACUGCAAAGUAUGGCCCGGAGGCAGCCGUGCCUGGGACUGGAGAGAAACUGGCACCGAUCAUUACCCUGGUGUUCAGCCUACUGACCUGGAGGAAAUUCUGAAGAAAGGGGUGAAUACCUUGGUAAUUGGCCGGGGGAUGAGUGAAGCCUUACAGGUGCCUUCAUCCACCCUGGAGUAUGUCAAGCAGCAGGGUGUGGAUGUGAAGGUCUUUCAGACAGAGAAGGCUGUCAGAGAGUACAACACACUGGCUGGGCAAGGAGUUAAAGUGGGAGGCGUUUUCCACUCAACCUGCUGAGAUGUCAGCCUAGUCAAUUCCAAGGGAAGGCUUUCGUAGAGCUUCUGGCAACAUUGUCAGAGCGUUUGGCUCAGAUGUAGAAUUCGGUUCAAACUGAACAAGGUGUUAAAGUGACUUGUAAAUUAAUAUAAUCUAAAUAGCCCAUACAUUAGACUUUGUUUUCAAUUGCUACAAAUAAAACAUUUUGGAAGGGUUAU
Messenger RNA from Lepisosteus oculatus (spotted gar), 690 nucleotides. RefSeq names its product adipogenesis associated, Mth938 domain containing (gene aamdc). NCBI's taxonomy places the organism in Eukaryota, Metazoa, Chordata, Actinopteri, Semionotiformes, Lepisosteidae. Gene Ontology annotation, cellular component: cytoplasm. Gene Ontology annotation, biological process: positive regulation of fat cell differentiation. The record is from RefSeq and is a predicted model, not a curated record.